AUCAAUAUCAUAUGGUAUAUGUCAUGUGUCAUAUGUCAAACUAAAUGAUUUUCGGGUUUCUGCUUUGUCAAGAUUAUAUACUAUUUGUGAAAAAAUUGUGAAAUAUCUCUAUUUUUCUGCAAGAAAAGUGUAUAAACGAUGACGGUAAUUAAUAAGAUGGAGGUGGAUGGGGCCCUCAAAGGUGAAGGAUUUAGAUCAUAUUAUAUCACCAAAAUUGAAGAGUUACAGCUUAUUGUAGCUGAAAAAAGUCAAAAUCUUCGUAGGUUACAAGCUCAAAGGAAUGAACUUAAUGCUAAAGUUCGUAUGCUUAGAGAAGAACUGAUGCUUCUUCAAGAACAGGGAAGCUAUGUUGGUGAAGUUGUAAAACCCAUGGACAAGAAAAAAGUACUUGUCAAAGUACACCCUGAAGGAAAAUUUGUUGUUGAUAUCGAUAAAAACAUUGACAUUAAUGAUGUCACACCAAAUUGUAGAGUAGCCCUUAGAAAUGAAUCAUACACAUUGCAUAAGAUUUUACCCAAUAAGGUUGACCCAUUAGUAUCACUUAUGAUGGUAGAAAAAGUACCUGAUUCUACAUACGAAAUGGUUGGAGGUUUAGAUAAACAAAUUAAAGAAAUCAAAGAGGUUAUUGAGCUGCCAGUAAAGCAUCCAGAGCUUUUUGAUGCUUUGGGUAUUGCCCAACCCAAGGGUGUAUUGUUGUAUGGCCCUCCAGGAACUGGAAAAACUCUGUUGGCCAGAGCAGUAGCUCAUCAUACAGAAUGUACAUUCAUUCGAGUAUCUGGUUCAGAAUUGGUUCAAAAAUUCAUUGGAGAGGGCUCCAGAAUGGUCAGGGAGCUCUUCGUUAUGGCCAGAGAGCAUGCACCUUCCAUCAUUUUCAUGGACGAAAUUGAUUCUAUAGGAUCUUCUCGUAUUGAAUCUGGCUCUGGUGGUGAUUCUGAAGUCCAAAGAACCAUGUUGGAGUUGUUAAAUCAGCUUGAUGGUUUUGAAGCAACCAAAAACAUUAAAGUCAUCAUGGCUACCAACAGAAUAGACAUUCUUGAUCCUGCUUUGCUUAGACCUGGAAGAAUUGACAGAAAAAUUGAGUUCCCUCCACCGAACGAAGAAGCCAGAUUGGACAUUUUGAAAAUUCAUUCGAGAAAAAUGAAUCUAACUAGAGGUAUCAAUUUAAGGAAAAUCGCUGAAUUAAUGCCAGGUGCUAGCGGGGCUGAAGUUAAGGGUGUUUGCACAGAGGCGGGUAUGUACGCUUUGAGGGAGAGAAGGGUUCAUGUGACACAAGAAGAUUUUGAAAUGGCCGUUGCUAAAGUUAUGCAAAAAGAUUCUGAAAAGAACAUGUCUAUCAAAAAAUUGUGGAAAUAACUCUCGUCUUAUUGCCUAUUUAAUUUUGUAUGUAUUUUUU
Molecule: messenger RNA, 1393 nt
Organism: Psylliodes chrysocephalus
Lineage: Eukaryota; Metazoa; Arthropoda; Insecta; Coleoptera; Chrysomelidae
Source: the annotation of a GenBank genome assembly